This is a messenger RNA of Beauveria bassiana ARSEF 2860, 1131 nucleotides long. Its product is annotated as methyltransferase domain-containing protein. The record is from RefSeq and is a predicted model, not a curated record. Lineage: Eukaryota; Fungi; Ascomycota; Sordariomycetes; Hypocreales; Cordycipitaceae. The coding region runs from base 1 to 1131 and encodes 376 amino acids. Gene Ontology annotation, molecular function: methyltransferase activity. The transcript has 5 exons.
AUGGAGGAGAAGGAUCCGAGAAAAGCCGUCCAGGAGCGACGCGGGGACGCGCAAUGCACGUCCCAUACCGACAGCUUGUUAGCUACGCAACCCGAUCCAACUCUAGCCACAAGCGCUGGCGCUGCUAGUGGUUUGCUUCAUGGUGAUGCAGAGAUCGAAGCCGGCGGAAGCGACGAGGACGGCGAGUUCUCAGCGACCGAUUUUGAUGCCGAUUCAAUAGACGACAAUCAUUCCGAUUCUACCUCUCUGCGAUCUAGUAUCUUAGAACAUAGCUACGUCAAUGGACGCAGAUAUCACCGAUACCGCCAUGGGCGCUAUCCUAUACCAAAUGACGAAGCCGAACAGAAUCGUGAAGAUAUGCUGCAUACCAUGAUGAUGGAGGCCACCGACGGACGGCUGUUCUAUGCGCCCCUGGGACCGAAUCCGCAAAAGGUCAUUGACCUUGGAACCGGCACUGGCCUAUGGGCGAUAGAAUUCGGAGAUCGAUAUCCUAGUGCGGAAAUCACGGGCCUCGAUCUCAGUCCCAUACAGCCAACCUGGGUUCCCCCAAACGUCAAAUUUUUGGUGGACGAUGUCGAAGCCGAGUGGUUGAACGGUGAUGACUUUGACCUGGUUCACCUCAGAAACAUGAUUCCCAUACUAAAAUCCCCCAUCAAUCUAUUGAAACAAGCAUAUGAACACAUCAGGCCAGGCGGUUGGGUGGAGCUUCAAGACGUCGAUGGUGUCGUGCACACAGACGACAAUAGCGUACCCAAAGACUGGCCACUGAAGAGAUUCACCAAUCUGCUCGUCGAGGCCUUUGCGCAAUUCGGCACAAAUGUCAACGCGGCCGAAUCUGGACGCGAGUAUCUAGAAGAAGCCGGGUUCGUCAAUAUACAACACAACUACAUUAAACUACCAUACGGCACAUGGCCGAAAGACAAAUUGAUGCGCUUGGUCGGCAUGUACUAUCGCACCGCCUGCGAAGACUUUUUGCCGGCCGUCGGCGCCAUGCACUUUCCCAAGAUGGGCUGGGAAAAGGCCGAGAUGGAAGUCUUUUUUGCGCAGGUGCGCCAGUCCAUGCGCGACCCCAAGGUGCACGCCUACGGUAAGAUGCACUUUUGGAGUGGCCAGAAGCCUCUUGGUGCGUGA